AUGCACAACAAGGGCAAGAAGGAUGCAAUGGACACACAAGAUGAGCCUGAGGAGUUUGUGGUGGAGAAAGUGCUAGACCAACGUAUUGCCAAUGGAAAAGUAGAAUUAUUCUUGAAGUGGAAGGGAUUUACAGAGGCUGACGAUACCUGGGAACCAGAGGAUAACUUGGACUGUCCAGAGCUAAUCUCAGCGUUUUUAGAAGCACAGAAGACCGUUAAGGAGAAGCCUGCUCCUGUGAAGCGGAAGGCAUCAACAGAUGAGACGGAGACAGAAGCCAAGAAGAAGGAUGUGCCUGAGAAACCACGUGGCUUCGCUAGAAAUCUCGACCCAGAACGGAUCAUUGGUGGAACAGACAGCAGCGGGGAGUUGAUGUUCUUGAUGAAAUAGAAAGACUCAGAUGAAGCAGAUUUGGUCCCAGCCCGCGAGGCCAACACUCGCUGCCCUCAGGUAGUCAUUUCCUUCUAUGAGGAGAGAUUGACAUGGCAUUCCUGUCCAGAGGAUGAGGCUCAGUAGUAUUGUCCUGUGGUCCCGGCAGUCCCGUAACACCCUUUUCAUCAGGACUGUGUUUUGUUCUCUGGCUUGCCUUUUUAGUUUUAGCCAUCCUAGUUAUUUUUUGAAGACGUUCCAGCCCUCUCAUUAUAUGGCUUUCAUGGAGAGCUAAGUUGUUGUACAUAUUAGCUGA
Pseudoliparis swirei is the source of this 682-nucleotide messenger RNA. Its product is annotated as chromobox protein homolog 3-like. The transcript has a single exon. Gene Ontology annotation, biological process: negative regulation of transcription by RNA polymerase II; chromatin organization. The record is from RefSeq and is a predicted model, not a curated record. Gene Ontology annotation, cellular component: pericentric heterochromatin; nucleus. NCBI's taxonomy places the organism in Eukaryota, Metazoa, Chordata, Actinopteri, Perciformes, Liparidae. Gene Ontology annotation, molecular function: chromatin binding.